Messenger RNA from Iphiclides podalirius (scarce swallowtail), 1236 nucleotides. The record is from the annotation of a GenBank genome assembly. NCBI's taxonomy places the organism in Eukaryota, Metazoa, Arthropoda, Insecta, Lepidoptera, Papilionidae.
AUGGCAACGGGGCCACAUGUCUGGAUGCGCCUGCGUUCAGCUCGAGUACGCGCUCACGACUGCGCCGGCUCGUGCGCAGUCUCCCCGCCGGCAUCUCCUGACCUACACGGGGCCCACAUCGGCCCCGGGAAACUAACGGUUCACCGACCGAUUAGGAGCCGAGCGCCGAGCAGUGGAGAUGCGGCCGUGCCAGCGCUCGCCUCCUGUCCGUCGGCGCAUUUAGUGGCGGAAGGCGCGCCCAACGCUCGGACUUGCCUUUUACAUCAGAAGCUGCAACUCCUCAACUGUUGCAUUAAACGGGUGCUGCAAGGCAAUGGGGGCGUGGGCAGCAAUUCCUCGGAGGAAGAAUUCUUCGACUGUUCCGAGGGCGAGGGGGGCGAGGAGCAGCCCCCGUGGGACCGGCCGGUGGGACGCCUCAGCCGCCUUGGAAACGAAACGCUCAAGAAUGGCGCCCCACUUUACGUUCCGCGCACGCAAGAUCCGGCACCGAAGACAGAAGAUCAGUUGGAAGAGGACGCCGAGCUGAUGGUUCGCUUAGGUGACGAUGCGAAAGCCUCAGAGCUCCGUGCCAGGAUGAUGAGCGCUUCACUGUUGUCCGACAUGGAGGCGUUCAAAGCCGCCAACCCGGGUGCGGAGCUGUGUGACUUCGUCCACUGGUACUCCCCACGGGACUGGAAACCGGACGAUGGCGGCUCUUUAGGCGAUCGCAUGCUGCUGCCCGGGAACCCGUGGGUGGAAGCGUGGAACGUGGCCCGGCCAGUCCCAGCCGCGAGACAGAGGCGACUCUUCGACGAGGCACGGGAGGCGGAACAGGUUCUUCACUUUCUACGUUCACGCACCGUGGGGGCCGUUGCCGAACUCCUGUUGCCCGCCCUACUCAAGGCUGGUGCGUUGAAAGCGAUCGAGGAAGGCGUCCCGGGUAGCGGUUCUAACGUCGGCGGCGUGGACAAGCGGCGGACCUUCGAAAUAGCUGCGAGGGAGCUCUUCGAAGCUGAGAGGGAGGCGUGCAGGUCGGCAUGCGUGCGACGGAUACUUGGAAAAAGUGUCGAGGGAAUGCCGUUGGACGUGGCAGGCAGAACGAGGGUGCUGAAUGCAGUAGGCGGCGUCCUGCCACCGCCAGUUCGCAGGGAGUUCACUCUCAGAGUGAAGGAUGCCGUUGCUCCCCAAGUGAUGCGAGCCGCUCUGUCCACGGACAUGACCCUCAUCGGGGCAUUCACGGAGCGCAUAGUUUGCUUG